UGUUUCUUAUUUUUAUUUUAAUAUUCACUUUUGCACCCAGUCCAGUUUGGAAUUUCGGCUCCUGCUCCACGUUCGGUUGCCGAUUCACUCCCGUCGCAUCGCCCUUUUUUUUUCCUAAUCCAAAGCUCUCCACCCUGCGAAGUUCUGGUCCUCCACAGGCGACGGCUGGACGGGCGGACCGAUGGACGAGCGCGAGUUCCGGCGCCUUCUUGACCUCUUCCCCGUCGUCCGAUCUCGAAAUUACUGCGCUGACUCUGAACCAUCAAGAGGAUCUACUUCACAUUCACCACAGGAUGAGGUAGCUGACUGGAGAAAUGCCAGGAAUGAGAUGGAUGAGAAAGAUGUUUCAGAAGGAACUUAUAAUGAAGGUGUCAUGAUGAAUACUUUUUGGCAAAAACUGAGGUUGGCUGCUGAAAGAAAGGUGGGACCAGGAAAUGCAGAGCAUUUCUGCAAGGCCUUUCAAAGGGCUCAUGAGAAACUUGUAUAUGAAGAAUUAAGUUUCGAUGUUGCUCAAAGAUUCAUGAAUGCUGAGGGUAAAUGAUCUGGUACAUGUUGGUAUACUUCAAAUGAAGAGACUGCAUCUCUCUUCAUGACAUCCUCUGCUCUCUGGGUAAGAAAUUCAGUGUUGAAAGAAAAGGAAAUUGACUGUAGAAGCUUUAUGAUGGUAGCUAUCACAUUGACUAGAAUGCUUCUGUAGUAUUCUUCAUUGACCAAUACCUGUUUGUUGUAUGGUAAGACUUGUAUAGUUAAGCAGUACUGCCAAUUCCAUGUUUUAAUACCGCUAUAUCAGAUAAAUUGAAAGUCAUAGUUUUGUCAGGACAAGCCUUGGUCGGUCCAAGGGUAUCCUCCCCUAAAUGAUGUCAUCUAUGGUAACAUGUGAAUUCCAGCGUUAUGACUGAUAAAACUUGUCCAAGUUUAUGUGAGAAAUGCUCAGGCUGCUCAUAUUAAUAUGGCAGUAAUGUUGAAUCA
This is a messenger RNA of Elaeis guineensis (African oil palm), 969 nucleotides long. RefSeq lists its product as uncharacterized. Lineage: Eukaryota; Viridiplantae; Streptophyta; Magnoliopsida; Arecales; Arecaceae. The record is from RefSeq and is a predicted model, not a curated record.